Dendrobium catenatum is the source of this 1128-nucleotide messenger RNA. RefSeq names its product protein DMR6-LIKE OXYGENASE 2-like. Lineage: Eukaryota; Viridiplantae; Streptophyta; Magnoliopsida; Asparagales; Orchidaceae. The record is from RefSeq and is a predicted model, not a curated record. The transcript has 4 exons. Bases 31 to 1110 code for a protein of 359 amino acids.
UAUUGCACACCGAGCUCAGAGCCCAUUGCCAUGUCAUCCCCUGCAAUGAUCUAUACUCCACUUCCAUAUUCCACAGCCAAAGAACUUUCCGACUCCGGCGUCGCCACCGCGGCUUUCCCCUUCAAUUACAUCGCCUGCAAACCCACCGCCGCCGCAGCCGAGGACGAUGACAACGAGGCCGCGGACGAGGCACAGAUCCCAACCAUCGAUUUCUCCUUGCUUUCGGGCAGGAACCCAGAUAAUCGUGCACAGAUUGUCCGUGAGCUUGGCCGUGCUUGCGAGGAGUGGGGAUUCUUCACUGUUUCGAACCACGGCGUGCCAGUGGAGCUGCAAAAGGCGAUGAUGGACGCGUGUGCAGGGUUCUUUGAUCUGACAGCGGAGGAGAAGCAGGAUUAUAUGGGGCGGCACGUGCUGGAUCCGAUCCGGUUUGGGACGAGCUUCAAUUCAAAGGUGGAUGAUGUGCAGUACUGGAGAGAUUUUCUUAAGGUUUUCCAGCAUCCGGUUUUCCAUUACCCUACGAAGCCUACCAUUUUCAGAGAGGUAUUGGAGGGCUAUUCUAGACAUAUAAGACAGCUCGGUAAAGAUCUUCUUAACGCAAUAUGGGAAAGCCUUGGGCUAGAGGAGAAUGAUAUGCAGGAGGCCUUAAGCCUUAAGUCUUGCUUUCAAAUUCUAGUGGCAAACUUUUACCCUCCAUGCCCAAAGCCAGAGCUCGCAUUGGGCUUGCCUGCUCACUCGGACCACGGCCUUGUCACAGUUCUCAUGCAAAACGGGACAGAUGGGCUUCAAGUGAUGCACAAUGGAAAAUGGUUAGGCGUGAAGCCCCUCCCCAACUCUUUCCUUGUCAACAUCGGUGAUCAUAUGGAGAUAGUCACCAAUGGAAGGUAUAAGAGCGUGUUGCAUAGGGCAAAGGUAAACAACAAAAGCACUAGAAUUUCAGUGGUGACUGUGAUUGGGCCUUCGCUGGAUGCUGUUGUUGUUCCUGCGCCAAUUUUGGUUGAAAGUCAGAAACAUCCUGCUGCGUUUCGUGGCAUCAAAUAUAGAGAUUUCAUGGAGCAUCAACAAAGCAACAAGUUAACGGGUAAGUCUGUUCUUGAUCUCCUUCGCUUGUAAGAGCACAGAUGCUUAAGG